CACAUGUGUUAUUGAGGUUCGGGAUGUGCACCACCGUCUCGCUCUCACCGAAUCACCGGGAACCACGCGCGCUCAGGUGAUGCAACAGCCUCGGAACCCACGCGAGACACUCGCACUGUGAAUGUGUUCAGGAGCGCGUGGAGAUGGAGGAGCGUUCGGCGAGCCUCGGUGUCUUUCUCACGGAUUCAAGGAGAAAUCGUUCCUGAAUCCAGAAUCUUCCUCCAGAACAGGUUCCCGGAGAUCGGGAUGAGGAGUGUGUGGAGGAACUGAAGCCCGUUCCGGGAUUUGAGUGUCCUGGAGGAAUGUCACGCGUUUGAACACCCUGGAGCGCGACAGAGGCGAUCGUUCUUCUGUGAGAGACUCGUUCAGGAUCAUCUCGACACAUCAAACUUUAAUGACACAAAUAAAGGCGGGUCCAAAGCCAUGACAUCAGAGGGGGAGGGGCCUGUCUCAGAAGGGGCGGAGCCACACGUGGAUCUGCGUGCCUCUCCUGGCUGGGAUGGGCUUGUUGAUGAAGAGGCGGGGCCUGUGGAGCAGGAACAGGAAGUGGCUGAUGAUGUCAGCAGCGAGUUGAGCGCUCUGGUCGUCCCGUACCCUGAGUUGGCGCCCAUCGUUUUCUUCUGCCUCAAACAGUCCACGUUUCCUCGCAGCUUCUGCCUGCGUAUGGUGUCCAGCCCGUGGUUCGAGCGUGUGAGUAUGAUGGUGAUCCUGCUGAACUGUGUGACGUUGGGGAUGUACCAGCCCUGCGAGAACAUCGACUGCUCCUCGGACCGCUGCCAGAUCCUGCAGGCCUUCGACGCCUUCAUCUACAUCUUCUUUGCGCUGGAGAUGGUGGUGAAGAUCGUGGCUCUGGGGAUCUUCGGCCAGCGCUGUUACCUGGGCGACACCUGGAACAGACUGGACUUCUUCAUCGUGAUGGCCGGGGUGGUGGAGUAUUCGCUGGACCUGCAGAACAUCAACCUGACGGCUAUCCGGACAGUGAGAGUCCUGCGACCGCUCAAAGCCAUCAACAGAGUCCCCAGCAUGAGGAUCCUGGUGAAUCUGCUGUUGGACACACUGCCGAUGUUGGGGAACGUUCUUCUGCUCUGCUUCUUCGUCUUCUUCAUCUUCGGCAUCAUCGGUGUUCAGUUGUGGGCGGGGCUUCUGCGCAACCGCUGCUACCCGGAGGACAAUUUCACCCUCCCUACAGGUGUGGCACUGCCCGCCCCGUAUUACUCUCCCGAUGAGGAAGACGAGCGGCCCUUCAUCUGCUCUCUGCCUCAGGAUAACGGGAUCAUGUCGUGUGCAGACGUUCCGGCUCGCCGUGUUUCGGGACAUCAGUGCUGUCUGGACGUGGAUGAUCUCCUACAUCAUCAGGCUCUGGGUCUCGUGACCGAACCCUUCAUCAACGCCAGUGCCUUCGUACCCGGACUCUGCGUCAACUGGAACCGCUACUACACACACUGCGACACCGGACACAAGAACCCGCACAAAGGAGCCAUCAACUUCGACAACAUCGGAUACGCCUGGAUCGUCAUUUUUCAGGUUAUUACUCUGGAGGGCUGGGUGGAAAUCAUGUAUUACGUCAUGGACGCUCACUCAUUCUACAACUUCAUCUAUUUUAUUCUGCUGAUUAUUGUGGGCUCUUUCUUCAUGAUAAACCUGUGUCUGGUCGUCAUAGCGACUCAGUUCUCGGAGACGAAGCAGCGCGAGCACCAGCUGAUGCAGGAGCAGAGAGACGCCUGUCUGUCCUCCAGCACACUGGCCUCGCGGGCCGAACCUGGCGACUGCUACGAGGAGCUCUUCCAGCUCGUCUGCCACGUGCUCCGCAAGACUCGCCGACGCCUCGCCGCGUUCCUCGGAGCGCUCUGCCGAACACACACACUGCAGAAAACACACGCCAACGGAAGGAGAAACAGCCUCCAGCAACAGGAUGGAACCACACCUCCCGCAUCAGCAGCCAAUCAGGAGACAGAGGAGGAGGCAGCAGAGAAGAAGGGGGCAGGUCGGGGGUGGAGCCAAGAGCUGUGGGCGGAGACGAGGGUCAAACUGUGGGGCAUCGUGGAGAGUAAAUACUUCAACAGAGGAAUCAUGGUGGCCAUCCUCAUCAACACCAUCAGCAUGGGCAUUGAGCACCAUGAACAGCCAGACGAGCUCACUAAUGUUCUGGAGAUCUGUAACAUCGUCUUCACCAGUAUGUUUGCUCUGGAGAUGAUCCUGAAGCUCACGGCGUUCGGUGGCUUUCAAUACCUGCGCAAUCCCUACAACAUCUUUGAUGGGAUCAUCGUCAUCAUCAGUGUGUGUGAGAUCGUGGGUCAGUCUGACGGAGGUCUGUCGGUGCUGAGGACGUUCCGGUUGCUGCGUGUGUUAAAGCUGGUUCGCUUCAUGCCGGCGCUGCGCAGACAGCUGGUGGUUCUGAUGAAGACUAUGGACAACGUGGCCACGUUCUGCAUGCUCCUCAUGCUCUUCAUCUUCAUCUUCAGUAUUCUGGGAAUGCAUAUAUUCGGCUGUAAGUUCAGUCUGAAGACCGACACUGGAGACACAGUCCCAGACCGGAAGAACUUUGACUCUCUGUUGUGGGCGAUCGUCACUGUGUUUCAGAUCCUGACCCAGGAGGACUGGAACGUGGUGCUGUAUAACGGCAUGGCCUCCACGUCUCCUCUGGCCGCUCUGUAUUUCGUGGCUCUGAUGACGUUCGGGAACUAUGUGCUGUUUAACCUCCUGGUGGCCAUUCUGGUGGAGGGCUUUCAGGCCGAGGGCGAUGCCAAUCACUCGUUCUCUGAUGACGAAGAUGAUGAUGAGGAGGGAUCUUCCGCUAAAGGAAGUGAACAGCACAAAGACUCACUCACGUUAUCCGAAAAGCCUCCCUCUCUCACUGCGAACGGGCAUCUGGAUCUGGAGCCGCUGGCCGAGGAGAAGACCAGGAGCAGCUUCUCUGAGGAAAACCACCGGAGGAGGACAAUCUGCCUGAGCAGGAGAUCCUCCUCUCUACGACACAGCCGCAGUUCCCAAUAUCACAACUGGGGGCGUCCUCCCGCUCACCCGUCCUGGAGCCGCCGGUGCAGCUGGAACAGUGGAGGCCCGAGGGCCGGGGGGGGCAUUGGGGGCAGUUUGCGUGUGCGCAGUGUUCACUCUCACCCCGCGGAGCAUGAGUCUCUCCUGCCCCCCCCACCCGCCCUGUCCCGCCGGGCCCGUCUCUCUCUCUCUCUCUCGGUCGAGCUGCCCGAGGUCCUGCAGCGCCCCCCUCUGGCCCGGAUGAAGAGUGAGGUCCUGCACCGCCCCCCACUGGCCCGGAUGAAGAGCGAGGUCCUGCUGCGCCCCCCACUGGCCCGAAUGAAGAGCGAGGUCCUGCUGCGCCCCCCUCUGGCCCGGAUGAAGAGCGAGUCAGCCGAACACCAGGACUGUAAUGGGAAGACUCCUGGCCCUCAGGGGCCACUGCUGGGAGAGGUUUAUCCACAGCUCAACGCACGCAAGGACAAGAACAACCUGGAGGAAGACACUGACUAUAGCCUGUGUUUCCGUAUCCAGAAGAUGAUGGAGGUUUAUCGCCCAGACUGGUGUGAGAAGAGGGAGGAUUGGUCCAUUUACUUAUUUUCCCCCCAUAACAAGUUUCGUCUGAUGUGUCAGACCAUCAUCGCUCAUAAGCUCUUUGACUAUGUGGUUCUUGCUUUCAUCUUCCUCAACUGCAUCACAGUGGCUCUGGAGAGACCCAGAAUCCACCAGGGCAGUCUGGAGCGAGUCUUCCUCACCAUCUCCAACUAUGUUUUCACUGCCAUCUUUGUGGCCGAGAUGACAGUCAAGGUGGUGUCUAAGGGCCUGUAUCUGGGCGAUCGAGCGUAUCUGCGCAGCAGCUGGAACGUUCUGGAUGGUUUCCUCGUCUUCGUGUCUCUGAUUGACAUCGUGGUGUCGAUGGCGGGCGGGGCGAAGAUCCUGGGCGUGCUGCGGGUGCUGCGACUGCUGAGGACGUUACGCCCGCUCAGGGUGAUCAGUCGCGCUCCAGGACUGAAGCUGGUGGUGGAGACCCUGAUCACGUCGCUGAAGCCCAUCGGAAACAUCGUCUUGAUCUGCUGCGCUUUCUUCAUCAUCUUCGGCAUUCUGGGAGUUCAGCUCUUCAAAGGGAAGUUCUUUUACUGCGUGGGUUUGGAUGUGAAGAACAUCACCAAUAAAUCCGACUGUCUGUCUAUGAAUUACCGCUGGGUUCAUCACAAGUACAACUUUGACAACCUGGGGCAGGCUCUGAUGUCACUGUUUGUGUUGGCAUCUAAAGAUGGAUGGGUAAAUAUCAUGUACCACGGGCUGGAUGCUGUCGGGAUCGACCAACAGCCCGUUAAGAACAACAGCCCCUGGAUGCUGCUGUACUUCAUCUCGUUCCUGCUGAUCGUCAGCUUCUUCGUGCUGAACAUGUUUGUGGGAGUGGUGGUGGAGAACUUCCACAAGUGCCGUCAGCAUCAGGAGGUGGAGGAGUUCCAGCGGCGGCAGGAGAAGCGGCAGCAGCGGCUCGACAGGAGGAGGAGAAAGGCCCAGCGUCUGCCGUAUUACUCCUCGUACGGCCGCGUCCGUCUGAUGAUUCACUCGUUCUGCACCAGUCAUUAUCUGGACCUCUUCAUCACCCUCAUCAUCUGCAUCAAUGUGGUCACCAUGAGCCUGGAGCACUACAGCCAACCACAGUCGCUGGAGACGGCGCUUCAGUACUGCAACUACUUCUUCAGCUCCACGUUUGUGGUGGAGGCGACGCUGAAGCUCGUGGCGUUCGGCAUCAGGCGCUUCUUCAAAGACAGGUGGAACCAGCUGGAUCUGGCCAUCGUUCUGCUGUCUGUGAUGGGGAUCGUUCUGGAGGAGAUCGAGAUAAACGCUUCACUUCCCAUCAAUCCCACCAUCAUCCGCAUCAUGAGAGUCCUGCGAAUCGCCCGCGUUCUUAAAUUAUUGAAGAUGGCCACAGGAAUGAGAGCACUGCUUGAUACUGUGGUGCAGGCUUUACCGCAGGUGGGGAAUCUGGGUUUGCUGUUCGUUCUGCUGUUCUUCAUUUACGCUGCGCUCGGGGUCGAGCUGUUCGGGGAACUGGUGUGUAACGCGGAUUACCCGUGUGAAGGCAUGAGCCGACACGCCACCUUCGAGAACUUCGGCAUGGCGUUCCUCACACUCUUCCAGGUGUCCACAGGAGACAACUGGAACGGCAUCAUGAAGGACACACUGCGCGAGUGCCCGCCGGGCGACAGCUCCUCCUGUAACUCCAGCCUGCAGAUCAUCUCGCCCAUGUACUUCGUGAGCUUCGUGCUGACGGCCCAGUUCGUGCUGAUUAACGUGGUGGUGGCUGUGCUGAUGAAGCACCUGGACGACUCCAACAAGGAGGCGCAGGAGGACGCGGAGAUGGACGCGGAGAUCGAGCUGGAGCUGCAGGCCGGCCUGUGCUGUCUGGGCCGAGCCGACCGGGUCUCGGGCGCCGGUGGAGGCGAGAGGACGGCGGGGAGCCGGAGGGACACACACACGGCAGCGGUGCACACACACACACACCGCAGGACAUCGCCGGACACACUCCAGCAGAGGAGACUCUGCUCACCUGCACAGGAGAGCCAGUGGCUGGAGAGUGUGUCUCUGCUGAUGAAGGAUUCUCUGGAUGGAGAAAUGCAGAUGAUCGAUAAUCUGUCGGGAUCCGUGUUUCAUCAUUACUGCUCUCCACCAAUCAGACGAGACGGCAGGAGCCAAUCAGGAGAGAUCCGGCUGGCGGAGAUCGAACAAACGUCUCUGAUGUCGGAGCAACUGUCGGAUAAAUCCUCGUCACCGGCUCUCACUGACAUCAGCCUGGAGGACCACAGUCUGGACAGAGACUGUAAGGUGGAAGAGGGCAGCGGGGGCUUGAGCACAAAAGAGGCUGUGAGCAGAAGUGAGGGAUCCAGCCCAGGAAGAGGAAGACAGGAACAGGGAGUGAGGCGAGAGGUCGGAGGUCAUCGGCUCCAGUCUCCAGCUCACACCGGAGAUGUCAGUGCCGGAGACAGCCGGGCGUCUUCACCUCUCUUCCAUCUCCCAGCUGAGUUCUUCCACCCCACCACCGGCGCCAUCCCCCAGGGCAGCCCAGCCACCGGAGCGGCCCCGCCCGGCUCCAGACACGCUUCUCCAGCCUCGUGGGCUUCUCUGAGGUCCCCGGGGGCCAACAGCAGGGUCACGUGCUCACAGACGUCCCGCAGCAACUCCUCACUGGCCACGGGCAGUUCGAUAGGGAGUCUGCAGACCACACUAGAGGAGGGGUUCUCCUCGCCAGGAGAUCCGACGCUUCCCUCAAUCUGCAGAACCCACGUUCCCCCUCCAGAACACACUCAGAGAACUCGUACUCCUCAGACUGCGCUCAACCUCCAGGCCACCAGGGGGCGGCAGAGCAGACACAGUGACUGCACAAACCCUAACUGGGACCCCACAGAACCAUCCGACGAGGAAUCAGGAGUUAGACCCGGUCAGGCUGCUAAUCCUGAACCGUUAUCGGAUAACUUGAGUAGCUUCUCUCUGACGUCUCUGCACCCGCCUGACUCUCUAGCGCCGCCGCUGGCCAAGAAGUGCAACAGCACUGGGAGUUUAGCGGUCCCGAAUAAAGGUGGGAGACGCUUAAUCGGACUCAACCCCUGGACUGAGACUGAGAGGGAGACCAAGACGUGUAGACAGACUGUGGGUUCUAGUCGGCGUAAGAACAGAUGAAAUGCAUGUUUUGCUCCAGGAUCUGUUUUCUGAACUCGUCUCCGCUUUUCUCUUGAGUGACACAAAUCUGAUUAUAGACCAGCCAGAACUCGGCUCCGGUUCUUCUUCAGGGCAUUACUCUGGACGCCUCAGAGGAGAUGCAGUAGCGUACUGUAAAAUGUUCUGCAACAUCAACUGAGAACUCAUAGGCAAAAACAGACUUAUCUAUCCCACCAGCCGGAGCGUGUAGCGAACGCUAGGUCACACUCGGCGUGUAGCAUGUGACGCAUUCAAACGCGGAAAGCUGAUGUAUGAAGAAGCCACAGUUGUGUCAUGUCGAAAUUACUGCCAUUGUUCUGUACUGUGGUUACGAAAAUCAUUUUCUUCUUCAGCAUUUUUGCCUUGUCUUCCAGUAAAAGUGAGACUCUGGCUACGCUAAUGCAACCCAACAAUUCGCUAGUAAUGGGAUCGACGGCUCAAUCGCACUAAAAGCCUUCCUGUAAACACCUCGAUCCCAAUGAAAUGUCGAUGGGGUUUAUUCCUUUUCUAAUCCGAUCGAGCGAUCAUGUAAACACUUGAAAACCGAAACUGAAAGGACUGCGCAUGUGCGUAGAAAUAGCGUAACGACGUGUGACGCGGGGAACGAGCUGUACAAAGUUGCAUGCAAACGUAGCCGGUGUGUGUUUUCAGAGAAUAUCUGUUGGUAAAUUGCCUUGUUUAAAGCAUAAAGUUGACUAAAUUUAGUUUGUAUUGACUUUCCCCCCGACUAAGACAUAUUCUCUGAACGACGUUUAGAUACUCGUACUGGGAAUCAAGCAAAAAUACUGAACAAGACAAGAGGUGCGUCUGAAAUCUUAUACUAAGUACUGCAUUUGAUAGGAAAUGUACUUUAAAAUGAAGUAUGAAUCAAAAAUAUUCAGAUGUAAUACAUGCCAUGUUGUCAUUAGCUGUGUUUCCAACCAAUGUUGCGAAUUUAACUUGUGCGCAAAAUUGGAAUAUCACAUAAAACAUUUGCGAAUAAAGCAGCGUUUCCACCCCGUGUGUUCACGAGAACAAAAGCAUCACUUCCUGGGAAACUGGCACUGAAUGUCAGUAAUAAACUAAGUUUCUGCAAUCUUUCUCUUUUCCCCUCCAUCAUAAACGAGUGUGUCGAGCGUCACACACUUCAACUCCGGCGUUUCAGAAACACCAAACCAACAUUAGAGACGCUGCGACGCCAUUGGUCCACUGGUUACUCCAGUUAUCCCGAGGGAAACUCAAAUGAGUUUGUUGUUGCACAUCGAGGGAUUUAUUCAGUAAAUGUGUUUCCAUCA
Molecule: messenger RNA, 7955 nt
Organism: Pimephales promelas (fathead minnow)
Lineage: Eukaryota; Metazoa; Chordata; Actinopteri; Cypriniformes; Leuciscidae
Gene: cacna1ib
Product: calcium voltage-gated channel subunit alpha1 Ib
Biological process (GO): positive regulation of calcium ion-dependent exocytosis; calcium ion import; membrane depolarization during action potential
Cellular component (GO): voltage-gated sodium channel complex; plasma membrane; neuron projection
Molecular function (GO): voltage-gated sodium channel activity; low voltage-gated calcium channel activity
Source: RefSeq, a predicted model, not a curated record